ACUUGGAUGUUUACUAAUAUUUGAUAAGAUCAGAUGUGGGACAGAUAAGGUUACAUUUGUGGGGAGUGAUUUGUGGUGAUUUUUGAUGAGUUUCAAAUGAGAUUAGAAUUAAGAUAUCACAUUUCACAAACGGCAGAUUUAGUCAAAUUAUGUAUCUUUGUUCACUAUUUGAUUUAUUAUGAAUCAGUGUUUUGAUGGUUAUUUGUAUUCCCUCACAUUUUAGUUUAGAUAUCUUCAAGACAAGCAUUUGUGUGUGUGGUUUUGUGUUGGGAAUUUAAUAGGUUGUAAUAGAUACCCUUAUGGCCAAAAUGGUCUCUAGCCUAUCGCCAUAUUCCACUGUGAUGGACCUUAGUGUGACUUCUGACCUUCCAGACUCAGGGUCGCCAAACAACACCAUCCUUCGUAGUCGGAGUCUUCAUGAUAAACUGUUACCUAGCAACGUGUCAGGUGACUACGAAAAUCUAGGACCCACAGGUAGCUUGGAGGAUUUCCAUCAUUUUACUCAUGGGUAUAACUGUACAUCGUCCCGGUUUGGCAGUCUAGAGACCCUACCAAAGAAACGACCCCCCGACUUUGACCAAGGUCAGGCUAAGGUCAACAGUCUAUGGAAAAACCUUGACAUGAAGUCAAAGGUCAAAGUGCAAGAUGGUGAAAGAAAUCAUGAGUUGGUCAGCAAUCAUUGGAGCCACCUUGAAAGAAAACAUUCCAAGGUCAAAGAAAUGAACCAAAUUACACAGGAUGACAAUUUUAAAACAAACAAUGGAACAUUAUUUUAUGACAUUGAACAAGAAAUUGUAGAAGACAGAGCUGAAAGCCCUAAAGUGGAUUAUGACGAUGAGGAAUAUGACUAUCUUAGUAUUUCUGUGGACAUUCCUCCAACUAAGCAGAGGUUUGGUUUCUCUGUAAGUGGUGGAUGUGACGAGAUGUUCUCACCAAGAGUUGACAGUAUUGCUAAAGGUUCACCAGCAGAAAAAGCCAGUUUGCUUGUUGGUGAUGAAAUUAUUGAAGUCAAUGGAAAAUCUCUUGAAAAUGUCUCACACGCAGAUGUUAUUGCAUACAUUCACAAGUGCAUUAAAUCGAAGUCGAUUCAUCUUCGUGUCAAAAGAAAGAAGGGUGAUAAGCAAGUUGCAGUAUCAUCAGAAAACAUUCAGAAUGCCUACAUAGUUGCCGUUGAAGAGGACGCUAAACGUCGUCUUGAGGAUCUUCUUUUCAACCACAAACUCACGCCCGUUGAUAUGACUAAAAAUGUAGGUGGGGAAAGUGAAAAUCAAGCAACAGAUGAAAUAAAUUAUUCCACAGAAAGUUCUUUGGAUUUAUCGUUGGAGAGGGCAGUUUUACAAUCCUCGAUGCCGUACAUGACUCAAUCUGGUCCCAUGACCAACGGGCAUGUUGAAAUGGCCGAUAUGAACGGUUACAAGGAAGUAAAAAAGGGGAAAGGUAAAAAGAGCAAGGGGUCGAGUAUGGGAAGUAACGAGACUCCAAUGAUCGAUAACUUGCUGAUGGAGAGGAUGAACAGCCAGAACCAUCUCAAUAAAUAUGACAUGGAUGAUAGUUUUGAGGAUGUUCACAGUUCUAUAGAGUUUGACCCUGAAAAGCACAGGGAAAUGGCCAUUGACGUGCCCAAAAACUUUCAUCCCUCAGCAAAAACUCAACCUCGCUUUCCGUCUUCUACGCACUCCUCGCCACGAUCAACCCCAGUUAAAGAAAGUGCUAAAAAUGGUAAAACAAACACUAACAGUGACGAGCAGUUACGGAUUAAGCACCACCAGGAAGAAAUUCGAAAGCGCAAUGAACGUGAGGAACAACGAUUGAAAGAACAGGAGUUUUUGCGUGCUUCCUUAAGACGUUCAGAAAAACUGCGUGCUCUCCAAAAGGCGCAGAGCAAACAGAAUCAAGCUGGAGUUGAUAAUACGGCGUAUGCUAACGAGGAUGAGGAUUCGGGCGGGUUCGAGGAGGGCUAUGUCAGUGGGAGACAUACGCAGAAUAGUCGAGACUACAUGAAGAAAAAUAUUGGCAAUGGGGAUGUUCUGGCGCUGCUGCGUCACAUGAAGGAGAUUGUCCACUCCAAAGAAGGCAAAGAGAAACUGAAGUUCCUCACAAACUUUUUUGACCAGACCCAGUUUCAGAACGCGGUGGAUGUCCACCAGAAAGUUCUGGAGGUUAAACGUCACACACCGCAGUACCGAGCAGAAUGCCUGAACGCACGGGAGCUGAGGGAGGAGGGCGUGAGUGCGUUGUGUUCAAUGAAGUCACCCGUUACCACGGAGCUACUCAGCAUUCUUAACAAGCCACAGAUGAAGGAGCUGCUGUACACUCAGGACAGUGUUGCCGAACUCCAGUUCAAGUCUUCCGCGGACCAGGAGCCCCCCAAUGAGGACCCACACAUCCCUAACAGCGUUCCAGACACUGCCUCUGUCAUACGAAUUGUCCACCUGGAGAAGACCACCGAACCACUGGGUGCAACGGUGCGUAAUGACGGCGAGUCUGUGAUCAUAAGCCGUAUCGUGAAGGGUGGGACAGCAGAUAAGAGCCGGUUGCUUCACGAGGGAGAUGAGAUACUCGACAUCAACGGCAUGUCCAUGAAGGGAAUGGACAUCAAUGAAGUGUCAGACAGACUCGCUGAAAUGACGGGCACAAUAACGUUCACCAUCUACCCGUGCAAUGAGUACACCCCAGCGCCAGUUAAUACCAGCAUUAUGCAUGUGAAGGCCCUGUUCAACUAUGACCCCGAGGAUGACCUGUACAUCCCGUGUAGGGAGCUGGGCCUGUCGUUCAUCAAGUCUGAGAUCCUGCAUGUGAUCAACCAGGAGGACCCGAACUGGUGGCAGGCAUACAGGGAGGGGGAGGAGGACCAUCAAAGCCUGGCAGGGCUCAUACCUAGCAAGGCUUUCCAUGAACAGAGAGAACAGAUGCGACUUACCAUAGGAACAGAAAAUAAAGAAAAUCAAAAGAAAGGAAGAUCAUGUUCUUGUGGAAGGGCAAACAAAAAGAAAAAGAAGCGAAAACAAAAAGAAGACCAGGACGAGGUGUUGUCAUAUCAGGAGGUGGCCCAGUAUUACCCAGAGCCCAACAGGCGCCGCCCCAUCGUCCUCAUCGGGCCCGCAAACGUGGGGCGACAGGAGUUACGCCAACGUCUUAUGGAGUCUGACUACGAUAGAUUCGCUGCCGCAAUACCACAUACUAGUCGACCAAUCAAAACAGAUAAUGAGCCAGAGAUUAACGGGAAGGAUUACCACUUUGUGUCUCGGAUGGCAUUUGAAAACGAUAUUCAUGCUGGGAAAUUCAUUGAGCAUGGCGAGUUUGAUAAAAAUCUGUACGGCACCAGCGUGGAUGCUGUCAGACAAGUGAUCAGCAGCGGAAAAAUAUGUGUUCUUAAUACAGAUCCUGAGGUGAUAUUUCAGGCCCUGUACAUGCUGUAUGAGACUGAUUUGAAGCCCUAUGUGAUAUUUGUGUACCCAGCCAACAUAGAGAAGCUGCGGCAGAUUCAUCACCAUCUGGGUCUUGUGGACACCAAGGACGACGAGUUGCGCAGUAUUAUAGAGCGUGCCCGUGAAAUGGAGGACCGGUUUGGCCACCUGUUUGACCACAUUCUUGUGAACCAGGACAUGGACAAGGCUUUUGAUGAACUUGUAACAGAGAUCAACAGGAUAGAGGUGGAGCCUCAAUGGGUUCCCGUAGAAUGGACUCGCUGACCAGACAAGUGACAAGUACUGACCAGGGGUCAUUUUUGUGAGAACGUCAUCUGGCGAGUUUUGAAAAUAACAAGAACUGACAGGGGGUCAUAUUAGUGAGAAUAUCAUUAUGCCAGUUUGGCAAUUUAUCAGUUCUGACCAGGGGUCAUUUUUGUGUGGAUAUCACCAGGCCAGUUUGGCAUAUAACCAGUAGUGACCAGGGGUCAUUUGUGUAAAUAUGAACAGACAUAUUAGGCAAAUGACCAGUAUUUGCUUGCAGUAGUUCUGUAAUAUCAACAGAGGAAAAUAUAAUUUGCUAAUCUACUAGAGAUGAGACUGACGCAUUGGAGCUGUGCUCUGGAUAACAGGCUUUCUGCAUGUGCAUCAAGUCUUGUCCCAGAUUAGCCUGUGCUGACAUCAGAUGGUUGUUUUCUAUAACACUUAUCCUUCUGAUAUUCCCAUGUUUGGCCUGAAUGAAGUUUUUACAACUUAGAGAUGGCCUAGCGUAGGGGUGGUUGCCCGUGUUCUGGUAACAUUCGUAUAAUUUUGUAUCUUAAAAUGUUGUCCUAUGAGGCCUAAUUACAUAAGAUUGCCUACUUGGGUCUGAAUGUAGAGUCAUAUUAUAAAGUCUUGCUCCAUGAUUGUUAUAUUUUUCAUAGCUCUUUAUACUUUUAUUCACAUACUACAUGUACUCCUGUUCAGUAUGUUGUUACACAGAAAUAAUUAUAAUGCAUGUUGCAUUUAAUUUUAAAAACAAAACCACUCUUUUUCUGUAGAUUGAUUCUAGUGCUAUGCUCAUGGAUGGCGGACAAUACACCUUGAUGAAAAUAUGACUGGUGAAUGUUUAAUCUCUUGUGUUCCAAGUUGGCUGUAGAAAUUGUGAUCAUCAUAUCGUAACAAUUUAACCCUUUACCGCUCAGGUAUGCAUUUUGACCCAAUUUUUGUCCCUUAGAAAAUUAACCCUUUGCAUGCGGGGAAAUUUGUCAUCUGCUAAAAUGUUGUCUGCUAAAUUUCUAAAAUUAGCAUUUUCUUCGAUUUUUUUUUCAAAGAAUACUAUCAGAAUAGCAAACAGUUUGGAUCCUGAUGAGACGCCACGUUCUGUGGCGUCUCAUCUGGAUCCAAACUGUUUGCACAGGCCUUCGAAAUUCGGUUCCAGCACUGAAAGGGUUUUAGGCCUUUCUGAAUAGAUUCAAAAUUUAAAGGCUUCAUUUUUCAAUCCUAAGGUAGUGAUGAGCAGCAAAGUGCUGUAAGCUGUGUUGUUGUUUGCUUUCCUAUUCCAUUGAAUGUUUUGUAAACCAGUAAGUUACAACCAGAGCGAAAACUUGCUUAAUACUAGUAAGUACAACUUAAUACUUUGGUGUUUUUCCUUUUUAUAUGAUCCAAAACCUGUACUGUAUUGAGAACCAUAAUAACCUCAAAAUUGUGCCUUAAAAUGUUCCAGUAUCAAAAUUAAUUAUGCCCAAUUAAACUUGUCAACUAAAAAUGUUUUAUUAAUAUUGAUUAUUUAAAUAUAAUACAUGCAAUAUUAUUAAUUUAAAUAUUAUAUUUAAUAUAGUUAGUGUUAUUUACAUACAAUACAGAGAAAAACUACUGCUAUUUUUAGCUCAAGUAAGGUAACCUCAUGGUGUGUAAAAGAUGUGAAACUUUUUUAUAUAUUAGACAAAACCAAGUAUGUUAAACAUUGUACUGGGUAAUUGAUGUUAUUACUAUGGCAAUGACUUAAAAAAUUGAAUUGCCAUUGUGUUACGCAGACACUAAAAAGAACUUUUUUGAUUCUGUUCUGGGAAGAAAUAUUUCCCAAUUUAAGUCGAGUUGACAGUUGUUGACUGACAACAGUGCUUAUUAGCGUUGUGAAGAUGUAUUUAGAAGUACAGUUCAUGUUUGUAUUGUUAAAAACGUAGUUCUGUCUCUAAUCCACACAAGAUGUAUUUGUACCCCACUCUGUGAAAACGGGGCUUUAUAUACAUGUAUGUGCGUAAAGGGUUGUACCAGAUAAGCUUGUGCAGUUUGCACAGGCUAAGCAGGUGGCGACACUUUCUGCCUAAACUUGAUUUUCACAAAGAGGAGUCUUCUUUUCAAAGAAAAAAAUAUUAUUAAAGUGGAAAGUGUCAUCCCUGAUUAGCAAGGCUCUAUAUUAAAUUGUUCUCUGAUCAGAGUGAGUAAAGAUGUGCAUCAGGUCACUUUUUGUGCCAUCGCCAUUUUUAUACACAUUUGUCAUUUUCAUUUCAUUUUGUUGUGAAGAAAUUUUACUGUACAGGUGCAAUAUUCAACAGAACUGCUGUUUAUGUAUUUUGUAAAUGGACAAAAUUGCACUGAAUUAUUUUGUCAUUUACAUCAUUUAUUUAGGAGAUAUUGACUGAUAUUUGAGACGCUCUCGUUGAGCGUUCUGGAAGGAGCUAUGCUGUUCGUUAUUGAGACAAGACAACCUUGCAUUACGUUAUAAUGACAUCGUAGCUCCUCACCAGACUAUGCAAAUGUUCAGGCUGGUCUGGAGCUACAAUGGUGGCAUAUCGUCGCUGUCGUUCUCAAACCUUGUAGCUACAAAAUGCCAACUUUAUAGGAGAGAGAAAAAACCGUCUCAUUUUUUUAUAACGAAGUUUAAGAAAUUGAAAUUCUGUAAAAAUACCAAAAAAAUGAAGCUGCAAAAUACGGUAUAAGCCGUAGAGUCAUACUGAUAAGUCAUACUGACAGUCAGACAUGGUAGCUACGAUAUUUUGUCACCACAGUUUUGUCAUUUUUAUGAGGUACGACAAUUUGUCCUGAUAGAAAACCUCGUAGUUGCAAAUAAAAUUUUUUAUAAAAACGUUUUUGUCAAAUUUGUCCAAACGAAAUGAUGUACCUAUAGGUGAAAUGGCGUCGCUACGACUUUUUGCCAGGAAAAAAGCCAACAAUCAUUCUACAACAUUUCGUCACGUGGCUUUUUCAAGGGCUCUAAUUGGCCUAGAGCUACAAGAUAUAGCACAAAACACGCGCCAGACUUAAUAUAUUCGAAAAAGACCAAACAAAUAUUUUGAAAAUUUUGGAGCUACGAGGUUUGUGAACGACAACGACGAUAUGUUAUAAUUAACAGUUGUCUGAAGUUCUGUCUGAAGUUCAAAGUAGUUGUGUGGAUUUUUUUUUACAAACCUCAAAGUGGAAACAAAUCAGUGACGACAGUAACUUUCAUUCUCUUGCUCUAACUUAUCAUGAAUGUACAUUCCUUGCACUGGACACUUCCAGAUACCAAAUUAUUCAUACAAACAUUUCCAUGUCAUUUCUAUGUGUUAUCAAUGCAGGUUGUGCUAUGGUUGUUACUAAUUUUAAUUACAGAGCAUAUGUAUUGAUGUUAGCUUAUAAAGCUGUUUAUAAGCUGUACAUAUAUAUAAAACAUGGGUUCCUCAAUAAUUUAAUGUCUUCCAAUUGUGUGUAAAAUAUGUACACAGAUUGUUUCUACAGUUAUUUUAAAACAAUUGGUAUAUUUAUUUUUUAAUCACAGAUUUCAUUUUAUUCUUAGUAUGAUUGUAUAAAUUAUGAUACAGUGUAUUAAUUAAAUACACAAACAGAUGUUAAAUUUAUUUAUUAUAGUUAUUAAAACUAAACUAUUUUUUCAUUUAGAUAUAAUAUUAAAAACAAAUUUUAUGCCAGAAAAGAACAAACAAACAUUUUAUAAAGAAUGUAGAAUUCUGCUCAUAUUAUUUACUUUGAAGUUUAAAAAUUGCAGAAAAUUCCUUAACAGUUACGAUGCAUGUAAACCAUAGAUUGUUAUAAGUUGUAUACAGGUAAGUUACGUGGUAAUAUCUAGUGGCUCUUGUUUCUGUUUGGAUAGGUAUUUAUUAAGUGCACGCUGGAAUUACGUUUUAAAAAAGUGGCAUAUAUAUUGGCCAGUGUUUUGAAUGUGUUAACUUUUUUAACAAUUUGUUUGACAGGACAAAUAUGGUGGUUAUUUAAAAAGUGGACAAGAAGCAAGCCAUAAUUUUUAGACUAAUAUUGGCCUGAAAAGUUUUUGCAAUAGGAAAUGACCUUGUACUUUUCAUUUUACCUGUAAUAGAAUGAUCUGAAACAAAUUCAUACUAAAAAAAUGCAUGGCCUACAACAAUUAAUUUUGACAUUAAAAUUAAAACAUACUUUUUUCAAAAUAUUAUGCAUUUCUUUAUCUUUGUGCAUUUAGUUUCUUCAAUCAAUUGUUUGACAUGUCGAACAGCAAGUAUAUAGUUGAAAAUUCCAGCAAAAAUGCACUGUUCAAUUAUGUACUUGUUUUUUACAUCUAAUAUCAUAUUAGUCUCAUCAAUGCUGUUUUAUUAGGAUGUUUUUUUUAUCUCGUAUUUCAUGGCCUAUUAUAUGUCCAUUCUAAAACAAAACCUAAGAUAACCACAUUGUAUUUUAUGAUGUAAGCUACUUGGCGACCCCUAGUCAUUUUUCUUAUAAAUUCUUUUGCCUUAAAUAGUACUAACUUUCUAACGCAAACUUUUCAAUUGUAUAUAAACUUGUAUAUUAUUUUCAUGUGUAUUUUUCUGAAAUAUUACUCAAAGCAAGGAUGAAUGUGAUUAAGUUAAAAAUACACAUGUAAUUGUGCUUAUUUAUGGGCUGUUUAACUCGUAAAGUAUUUUUGUUGACCUAAAUUCCAUUUAGUUGACAUAUCAUUUUAUAGUGUUUUAAUACUAUGUAUCUCACAUUUAAUGAAAUAAUAAUGCGAAAGUUGUACAUAACUAUUAUAUCAGAUUAUCUAUGGUAUCAAAUAUUUAAGAACAAAAUAAACAUUAUUAUACACUA
This is a messenger RNA of Dreissena polymorpha, 8420 nucleotides long. RefSeq names its product protein PALS1-like. Gene Ontology annotation, cellular component: plasma membrane; adherens junction. The transcript has 15 exons. Lineage: Eukaryota; Metazoa; Mollusca; Bivalvia; Myida; Dreissenidae. Gene Ontology annotation, biological process: protein localization to plasma membrane; generation of neurons; establishment or maintenance of epithelial cell apical/basal polarity. The record is from RefSeq and is a predicted model, not a curated record. Gene Ontology annotation, molecular function: protein binding. Bases 300 to 3692 code for a protein of 1130 amino acids.